Messenger RNA from Paramecium octaurelia, 550 nucleotides. Lineage: Eukaryota; Ciliophora; Oligohymenophorea; Peniculida; Parameciidae. The record is from the annotation of a GenBank genome assembly.
AUGAUUAAGUCUAAAAAGAUAUGUUAGCUAUAAAAAAUAAUUUGAAGCCCUGUUUGGUCCAUCCUUACAUCAGGAACUUCAAAACGUUAAGAUUUAGAAUUUAACAUUGAAAGAAUAAUAAGCAGAAGAAGUUCACAUAUUUUAGAGGCUGUAUGCUAGAUAUCUAUUUUGUGUACUAUGUUAACCACCUUAUUUUCACUAAAUUAUCUAAUUGAUAAUGGUCUAAGUAAUAAGCAUCUUAUAUUUUAAGACAACCUCCUAAUUUAAAACGAACAAAAGUCAUGAUUAAUAUAUAAUAAUUUUUAUUUUAUAUUUAAAUGGGAGCUUGUGCAGGAACAAAACAAUCAUAGGACAAACCUCCAGAGCCUGUGUUAAUGCCUCCAGAUCUUACUGACGAGAAUGUGAGGAGAAUAAAAUCAUAGUUUGAUGAUUUAACUUCGUUAUUAGAAUCUGUAAUAUCAUUCAAUAUUGUUAGUUGAGUUAGGAAUUUAAGACCAUAACUGAUAACAUAAUAAAGCUACAGCAUCAAGAUUAACAUUAAGAUCAUUGA